This is a messenger RNA of Solanum pennellii, 1419 nucleotides long. Its product is annotated as 60S ribosomal protein L4-1-like. Lineage: Eukaryota; Viridiplantae; Streptophyta; Magnoliopsida; Solanales; Solanaceae. The transcript has 2 exons. The annotation marks the transcript as partial. Gene Ontology annotation, cellular component: ribosome; cytosolic large ribosomal subunit. Gene Ontology annotation, molecular function: structural constituent of ribosome; RNA binding. Gene Ontology annotation, biological process: translation. The record is from RefSeq and is a predicted model, not a curated record.
UCCGCCGCUAUCCCUCUCCCCGCCGUCAUGAAAGCUCCGAUCCGUCCUGACGUUGUAACCUACGUCCACGCCAAUAUUUCCAAAAAUGCACGACAACCUUACGCCGUUUCGAGAAAGGCUGGUCAUCAGACCUCUGCUGAGUCAUGGGGUACUGGUCGUGCUGUAUCUCGUAUCCCCCGUGUUGCUGGUGGUGGAACUCACCGUGCUGGACAAGCUGCUUUUGGUAAUAUGUGUCGUGGUGGUCGUAUGUUUGCUCCUACACAGAUCUGGCGCCGUUGGCAUAGAAAGAUUCCGGUUAAUCAGAAGCGUUAUGCGGUAGUUUCAGCUAUUGCUGCUUCCUCAGUUCCUUCACUGGUUCUCGCCCGAGGACAUCGUAUUGAAUCAGUGCCAGAGUUACCUCUGGUUGUUUCUGAUUCGGUUGAGGGAAUUGAGAAGACUUCUAAUGCUAUCAAGGCGCUAAAGCAAGUGGGUGCUUAUCCUGAUGCCGAGAAGGCGAAGGAUAGCCAUGCUAUUCGUACAGGGAAGGGUAAGAUGAGGAAUCGUCGAUACAUUUCCCGUAAAGGUCCAUUGAUUGUGUAUGGAACUGAAGGGGCUAAGUUGGUUAAAGCCUUCCGCAAUAUUCCUGGAGUUGAAAUUUGCCAUGUUGAGCGUUUGAACCUCUUGAAGCUUGCUCCUGGAGGUCAUCUUGGACGGUUUGUUAUCUGGACGAAAUCAGCUUAUGAGAAAUUGGAUGACAUUUACGGGUCAUUCGAUAAGCCAUCUCAGAAGAAGAAGGGGUACUUAUUGCCACGUCCAAAGAUGGUGAAUGCUGACCUUGCUAGGAUCAUCAACUCAGACGAGGUACAAUCCGUUGUGAGACCCAUCAAGAAGGAUGUGAAGAGGGCAACAUUGAAGAAGAACCCACUUAAGAACCUGAAUGUGCUGCUGAAACUCAACCCCUAUGCAAAGACUGCAAAGAGAAUGUCUCUUUUGGCUGAGGCUCAACGUGUCAAGGCCAAGAACGAGAAGCUUGACAAGAAGAGACACCAAAUAACUAAGGAGGAAGCAUCAGCUAUCAGAGCAGCAGGCACAUCUUGGUUCAAGACAAUGAUUUCAGAUUCUGAUUACACCGAAUUCGAGAACUUCACAAAGUGGCUUGGCGUUACACAGUAGAUGAUCAUUUUUGUUUUGAGGUGAUGUUAGAAACUAUUUUGUUUAAUUGUUGGUUCAGUCUGAUCUUUUUGGUUUUGAUGGUCCAAGCUGAGAUUAAGUGGGAAGGGAACUAUAUCCUCAAGUUACUUGCAAAUUCUUCCCCUGACCUUAUUUUGUUGUCAAGUUCCCUUUUAGUUGACAGCUUAUCAAGAGAUAUGGUAUUAAGUAUUAUUUGGCUCUCCAACAUUGGAUGCAUGACUUAUUAUCGAUUUCCCCAUCUUCUUUUUA